AUUUGUAGGGAACGAGCAGUCUAGAGGGUGUAGCCGCUCGAUUUCAUAUCAAGUUUGAAAAGUAAAUACAGUACUAGGAAGUUGGCGCCUUCUACUUUUUUAUUAUUAUUUUUUUUACAGGUUUACAAAAUAUUUUUAAAUUUAAGAUUGCUGCUAUUUUAUUUGCAUAUUUAGUAUAUUUCAAAGUAUAUUAUUAGCUGAAUCUUUUUGGAUUUAUCCAUUUUGGGGACUUGUAUGAACUUCAUUUAGCAGAGACCCUUAACAUUCAACUAAAGAGUUAAAUGAGAAGGCAAGCUUCUCCCAACUUUUCUGUCGCGCUGAGAUAAGAUUUUUAAUUUGAGUUAAAAACCUCGAUUGAUCCAAGCACUGUUGAACUUGUAGUGGAAAAUGAAUCGGUAAAGUCAAUCCACCUGGUGUUUUGAGGGUUUUUUGCAACCAGCUAGCUGUUGUUCAGCAACGACAUGAUGUAUUCUCCCAUCUGCCUAACGCAGGAUGAAUUUCAUCCGUUCAUCGAGGCACUUCUUCCACACGUCCGUGCAAUCGCCUAUACUUGGUUUAACCUCCAAGCCCGAAAGCGCAAGUACUUCAAGAAGCACGAGAAGCGGAUGUCAAAGGAUGAGGAGAGAGCGGUCAAGGAUGAGCUGCUUGGUGAAAAGCCUGAGAUCAAACAGAAGUGGGCAUCCAGGCUGCUCGCCAAGCUCCGCAAAGACAUCCGCCAAGAGUACCGGGAGGAUUUUGUGCUCAGUGUUACGGGGAAGAAGCAUCCUUGCUGCGUGCUGUCCAACCCAGACCAGAAGGGAAAGAUCAGGAGGAUCGACUGUCUCAGACAGGCCGACAAAGUCUGGCGCCUUGAUCUGGUCAUGGUGAUCCUUUUCAAGGGCAUCCCUUUGGAAAGUACGGAUGGAGAGAGGCUCGUGAAAUCCCCACAUUGCACCAAUCCAGCACUUUGUGUCCAGCCACAUCAUAUAACAGUAUCAGUCAAGGAGCUGGACUUGUUUCUGGCAUACUAUGUCCAGGACCAAGACUCCCAGCAGUCAGGAAGUCCAAGUAACAAUGAACCUGGAAAGAAUCCUCCAGUUUACCUUGAGGACAGUUUUAUCAAAUCAGGAGUCUUCAGUGUUUCAGAGCUAGUGCGAGUUUCCAGAAUGCCCAUCACCCAGGGAACUGGGGUGAAUUUCUCAGUCAGUGAGCUCCAAAGUCAGCCAUACUACCAUGACUUGAACUCGGGGGUAGGCCUUCACAGAUCGCUGUCCUCUCCACCCGGCAGCAAACGGCCUAAGACGAUCCCCAUAGAGGACAGCAUGGAGACAAGCCCAUCUGGAGACUUUUACUCUUCUCCCAGUUCACCAGCAAGUGGCAGCAGGACAUGGCAUGAAAGAGAUCAAGCAGAUAUGUCUUCUCCCUCAAUGAAGAAGCCAGAGAAGCCAUUGUUUAGCCCCACAUCCCCCCAGGAUUCCUCUUUAAGAUUGAGCACUUUCCCUCAGCACCAUCACCCGGGAAUCACAGGAGUCGGACACAGUGUUAUCUCAACAAGAAGCCCACCUCCACCAUCACCGUUGCAGUUUUCAGCACCUUCUAUUCUCCCUCCUGCCCCGACCACCUACUUCUCUCACCCCACAAUUCGAUACCCACCACACCUGAACCCUCAGGAUACCCUGAAGAAUUAUGUACCAUCUUAUGACCCGUCCAACCCACAAACCAGCCAGUUUUACAGAUACAGCUGGGUCAACCCUAUUGACAGUCACCAUGGAAAUCCAAGUGUUGAGUAUCCAGAAUCACUACAGUACUCUCAAACAACUACUGGUCUGCCUAGCAGUGGUCAAGUUGUGGGGAAAGUGCCAGGCCACUUCACCCCGGUUUUGGCACCGUCUCCACACCAUGGCUCAGUGCGACCCGUCACCUUGUCCAUGCCAGACACUAAACCCAUCACUACAUCGACAGAAGGUGAGGCAGCUUCACCCACCACAGCCACCUACACAGCCCCAGGCACACCCACUUCAAACAGAUUCGUGGGACUAAGCUCAAGGGACCCAGCCUUCUUACACCAGCAACAGCUGAGGAUUUGUGACUGGACCAUGAAUCCAAACGGCAGGCAUUUAUACCCCAGUGCCAGUGAGGAUACAUUGGGAAUUACUUGGCAAAGUCCUGGUACCUGGGCGAGCUUAGUUCCAUUCCAAGUGUCGAACGGGACUCCGAUUCUGCCAACAAGUGUCCAGAAUUACAGCAUAAACAUCAUUGGUGAACCCUUCCUUCAAGCAGAAACAAGUAACUGAAGACAAAGAAGAAAGGAAGCAGAGCCAGCAGAACUGAGAAUAGUAAAAACACUACAGAGCAGCAAGCAGCACUCAUACAGGCUCCAUUGUCUCAAUAGGGGGGCAUUGAAAAAAUAUUAAAAGGUUGUUUAAAGUGCUCUUGCCAGCUAGCCUUCGUAAAAAAUAAAUAAAUAAAACUCCCCAGGUAACUGUUGUUGUAUAUUAGAUACAACUUUAGAUGCCUUAAUGUUUGCAUGAUAAGCUAGUUUCUAUUAAUAGUUUUUUUCUUUUCUUUAUGAACUUUUGAGAGAGAUAAUCCUGGGUUUGAGUUGAUUUAAAUCAUAAAAAAAUCAAAGGCUGACUGGCAAGCAACUGAAUUGUAGUUUAUUUUCAAAUUAAAUAGCCUGUCACCUGAAGAGGCCCAUGAAUCAAACCAUUCGCUACAUUUCCAUAGCAACAAAGUUGAAAAUCAGAUGCUUUUCUUCAGUUUGCCACAGUUCUGUCAAAGUUAACCUUUAACCUAUAAUCUUAUUGGUCUUGUUCUUAUAUUUAGAUUAAGGUUAAAGGUCAAUACCUACGCUAAAAGGUUUACUAAUACAAUAUACCUAAAGGUAAUGAUAAUUGCCUCUUGCAUAAGUGAGAGCAACAUGAAUUUAGAUAUUUCCCUAAAAAAAAUGUAAGCAUAUAAGAGGCAAGUGCAAUUUUAAAUUUAAUACUGAAGGGAAACUAUAGUCGAUCAGCCCUAAGACUCUAAAUUGAGGGAAAUAAAAUGUUUGGGAUUUUUUUUUUGUUUUGUAAGAAAAAAAAAAACUUAAACAAUUUAGAGUUGUAUCCUUAAUUUACAAGGGGAAAAUGAUUUAAAAAAUGUAGACUCAACUGUGCUUGAUAGGCAGUGUAAACAAAUCAUAAAUACGAACAAAACAGCACUUAUAUUUUUAUGAGCCGUUCCCUCCCCUGGAGGUAGUCUUUAUUUAUUAUGAAUUAAAAAGUGGAGUGUGAAAAACACAUAUUGUGUAUAAAUGGCUUACGAAUCCAGCAUCACAGAAGCAGAAAAAAAGAUGAAUUUGUCCGUUAGCUUAUGAAGCUACGGGUUACAAAAAAAAAAAAAAAAAUUAAGAGUGCAGGCUGUUCAAGUAAAAAAAAAAAAAAAAGAAUAGAAUUCUGCACUCAAGUCAACCCUAGCCUGACAUAAAGGGUGCUGAAUAGUUGCAUGGUGCUUAGUGAACACUCGUGAUUCAGUAGAUCCCUUUGGUCACAAACACUAGCAGUGUGCAUGGCAGUUACUUUGCCUCUGCAUCUCAAAACAAGAUAUAUAUAAAAUAAUCUUUCCAAUAAUCUUAAUUUGCACGAAAAUAUAUAGUCCACAUUACGUGCCUUGCCUUUGAAUAUAAAAGAGACAUCACUACACUUGUUUUUUGCUGCAUUUAUUACCAUUUUUAAAAUUAACAUUUUUAUGAUAAAAAAUAAUAAUAUUUUGUACUCUGGAUGAAAUUGUGACAUCAUUGAUUUUUAACUACAUUUACUACUUUAUCUCUCAUUUAUAAUGCAUAUCAUGGCUGUGUAUAGUUGCCGUUUAAAAGUUUAUAAUCAACCAGCAUUAUUUUCAGUAUUUUUGGUGUUUUUUUUUUCUAAUAACCUUUCAUUUUUUCUUCCAUCUUCCAAUUACUAUUUUGGGGGUUUUCAGAUUUAUAAGAAUUAUGCAAUACCAAGUUUUGCCUAUGUAGGUAGUGCUUAUAGCUGUAUUGAUUAUCAUAAGCUAGUAUGGAGAUAGACAAUAUUGUAUGCGUUCAUUUUGUUGUUGUUAUUGUUGUUGCUGUUGUUGUUGUUGUUGUUGUUGUAUUUUUUUUUUUAAUUGACCAAAGUGGGUACUGCUUUCUAUGCAGUGUGAUAAGGUCCUUUUUUGUGUACAAAGAGAUGGACACGGGGUGUUGUUUCUUUUUUAUACUGGGAGGGGAGGGAGGUGAUUACAAUUGUUUAUUUUUUAAAAACUUUGCAGCAUAGUAGUGAAGUGUGCACCCAUAGCCUAAUACAGGCUGCAAAGUCACUGAUCUGUCUACUGUGACAAACUGGUUCCUUCUUUUAACUUCCCACCUGGGGUGCAAGCAUGAUUCCUGGAAGAAGCUCAUUAUCAUAGGAGAGCAGGCUUGACUUGAGUACAGUCAUCAACCAGUCAAAUCAGAGAAGCUUGUUCAGAAUUAGAAUCCUUUAUAUUCAGGAAAUGUAUUAUAUAUGCAGUAUAUGGUGUUUGAGCUGAUGCACCCAUGCCCUGUGCAGGGGAAAAGAAAUGUUCAAGCAGCAAAUUUCAUUUAAAAAACAAACAAAAAAAAGGUUGUGGAGAGAUUAUUGAGUGUUGGAAUACAAUACUGGUUUGUUAAAACCCAAUCUUCCCUUCUUUAUAACAUAUUGUAUAAACUUAUUUAGACAACUACAAUAUAUGCCAAAUGGCUUCCUUAGCAACUGCCUUAAUAAGCCAAGUGACUUCUCAUACAUUUGCUACAAUCACAAACACACUAAUGUGCAUCCUGUAUGCAUGUGAGAACCCUUGAAUAAUGAAGCUAAACAAUACAUCAAUUACAGUUUAAUCUACUAUGUACCAGCACUGCAGUCUAAUCGACAAGAUGAUGAAAUCUGAAUUAGAAAAAAACAAAAUGGCUGUACAGUUUCCAUAAUUUUAAGCAGUUCCAAAUGCACAAAUAAUUAUGUUCAGUUAUCAUUUAAUUUAGAUUCAGGGUAUUUAAAGGCUUACUAAGUAAGAAGCCUGUAAUGGAAGCAUGUGAAAAAGACUCCCGACAGUGUUGUUUGCGGGCGCCAUUGCUGACUUAUUAAUGGGAUGCAUAGGCUUGAAGUGCACACGGCAUUACAUAUUACUGCAUCUUAAGAUGAUCACUUCAACAAAAGUUAAUAUAACACUUUACUAUCUAGCAUGCAGGCUGUACAUGUUAGCUUCCUAAACCUUGUUUGCCAUCUAUAGUAGCAGCUGUUUACAAAUGAUAUGCAUGUGAUUGCUCCCAUAAAGGAAACAACAACUGAAGUGGCUAUACAUACUAUAUCCGGCCUUUCCAAAAGGCAAUAACAUUUGGGACUCAAGUCAUGCCUCAUCUCUCCUACUUCACCAAGAUGCUUAUUCUCAAACCGAGCCACCCCGUUCUAUGUGCACUGUUCUGACUUUAUUAACUUAAGUGCUUUGCAGCCUCUGAGCCCCCUGGCGAUCCCCUAGUGUGACAAGAACGUGUAAUGCUUGUUUAGGGAAACAAAAGCAGUGAACAAAAGCAGUGAAAAACAAAAAUCAUGGCAACAAUUAUUAUAGCAAUAGUUCUGGGGGUAUUAUUCACUGGCAGCUCUGUGAAAUAUAUAUGAAUGCCUGUGAAGCUGCAUGCUAUGAGAGAAUCAAGGGUCUUUUCAAUGAACCACCUGCCUUGUAGAAAGCAAUUUGUACACUGUAUAGGUUUUUUUUAAGGUUUUCUCUUUUUUUAUUAAUUACAUACCCUGUUUUAUAAAGGUAACUUUUUUUUAAAACAUUCUAAAGGAUAUGUGUGUUAUUUCCAUUUUUUUAAGAAAAAAAAUUAAAAUCUUGCUCUUGUGGAGACUGGACUUGGGUUAAAACUCUCCAGUUGACAUUAAUUUAUAUAUUAAAAAUGACUGUCCAUUUAGCAUUUUUCCUACAUAUUCCAAUACUUAAAAAGUGCUGGGAACAUAUCCUUUACAGAAUUGUAAAUGGUGAAAAGUUAUAUUUUAUGAAGGCUAUUUUGUUGUAUUUAGUGUUGAUGAAUUUGGUUUUUGGAAACAUUUCAUAAUGUUGGAAGUAACACUGUCAUUUUUUUAUUAGAAUGGCCUUAGCAAGAGUUCUUGUGAUUUAUUUUUUAUACAUGCUGGUAUGGGAAUUACAACAUGAAAUGGCAGACAAAGAAUUUUAAAACACCUUGUCACCUUGAUGUGUUCUCUAGAAAAACACUUUGUUGAGAUUUGGUGUUGCUCCACCUCUGCCUGUCAGAAGGGGACCUUUGUUAAGGUGACACCAGAACUAGUUCUGUCCAUGUACUGAAAUGAGAAAACAUUGUGUAAAACUAUGAAGGCUGCAGAAUGGGAUCAUAUUAUACAGUGUACAGUAAUUUUAAAAAUGAUAAAAGGACAAGGCAAUGUUGCUGGCAUUUAGGCCCUAAGUAUGAUUACCACAUACAGUUUACAUGUUUCUGUCAUGGUCGUUAGUAAAAAAAAUAAUAAAAUAAGCAAAGCUAUACAGAUUUAUCAAAACAUUACAGCAGCGUGCUUCCUGGAUCCUUUUCAUUUUAAUUGAGAAUUCUUAAAUGUGCAGGCUAAGCAAAUUAGCAGUAAAAAAAAAGCCUAAAGUUGCAUGUCAGGACUCCAUUUAUGUAUUGAAGGAGUUAAAAGAAAACUACCUUCAUAUUUGCACUUUCUGCUAGUUCCCCUAUUCCUCUCAAUUCCACAACAAUUGUGUAGGUGUGGUUAACAGUUGGUACCUAAAUUACAUACAUCACUAGAAGAUGGAUGAUAGCCUGGACUACUGAUAUUGCCCUUUGACUUUUUAGGAUCAGUAUAUUCAAAUGCCAUUGUAGAUGCUUGUACUGUUUUUAUACCACAGCACACAAUGUUACAAGAGGAGAAGAUGGAAAUGGUCAAUUUUUACAUUUUUUGUUGUAGUUUGUUCUACAAUGGUUGUAUGUAGUUUUUUUUUUUUUAAAGGGCUGAAUAGUUUUAGAUAUCUGGAAAUAUUGCACACGUAUGAGAACAAUUUUAAAAGCAGUAAACAAAAAUUGCAUCAGUGACACUGGCUUUUUACAUUAGAAUACUUUGAAAACAAACCCAGCUGUACUAGAUGUAUUGCUCUGACUAUUGUUGUCCAAACCAAGAACGUUGGGACUAUUGGUAUGCAAGGAGGUCCAGUGACACUAAUGAAAUUUCCAGUGUAAUUCAUACAUUUUUACAAAAUGUGUUGUAAAACUGUGCUACAGGGACUGGUGUGAUAAAUGUAUUUACUAAUUGAAGACAUGUUGUAAGAGGUGUGUUCUAUUUAAAUGUGUUGUUUUUGGAGGGCAUUGAUUACUGAAUGAACUAACAUCAGGUUGUGUAAACAAGAAUGAAACAAAAACCAGCAAAUGUAACUUUUAAUCAAAAGUUAAAAAAAAAAAAAAAGUCAUAUAAGCAGUGCCUGUUCAAGCUCACAGUCUCUGUGGAGUUCAGUUGUAAAUAAAGCUCUUGAUAGAAUUUUUGUCAAAAACGUCUACAUACAGAAUGUGAGGGGCAGCUCUUCCCAGGCCUUUUUUUUUUUCAUUACAGUUUUUUUGUUUGUGCUUCAUUCAUAUGAAACUUCUAGUCAGCUGGGAUGGAGUGGCCCCUGUCUCUUGUAAGAUCUUGAUAUUUCUCUGAGAAAAAAAAAAAAAAAAAAAAAAAAAAAAAAACUUUUGUAGGGCAGUGUGUUUCUUUAGAGUCUCAAUGCUACAUUUAGUACAACAGUAGAUGACAAGUAGUCAGUUUAAUAAAAAUGCUUGCUUGCUACACAGCAGGGUUGAUCCAUUUUGGAUCUUGUGGCACUUUUACACCCCUUGGCUAAAAACAUUUUGAAUUUUCAAAACUGAAAUACAAGAGCAACAUCAAGGCUCCUCAGGCAGGUAUAGGCACAAGUCUGUGAAGCUGCCUGUAUGUAACGUAUCAUAAUCUAGUUGCCUAAAUGUAUUAUUUCUUUCUGUUUCUGGAACUUAGGCCUCUUGACAGGAGCAGGAGAGGGAGGGACUGAUGGUUUCAAAAACAUGUUUUGGUGUUUUCUUUUUAAGGGACUUAUUUCCUGUCUGCGGUAUAGCAGAAGGGACUGUCUUUGGGCUUGUUGCAAAUGGUACAGGGGCUAAAACUGCCACAAGAUUAAAAUCAGUGUAAAUAAAGCUUGACUUAUUGUGAUUGUUACUGUUAUAUCCAACUAUACUGCUAGCAGCUGCUCAUACUGCAGUCAAUUACUGGAAGUGGAUAUAUUUCCUAUGCAAAACUGUUUAAACAAUAAAAUGAGCUAUGCUACAAAACA
Molecule: messenger RNA, 8283 nt
Organism: Acipenser ruthenus (sterlet)
Lineage: Eukaryota; Metazoa; Chordata; Actinopteri; Acipenseriformes; Acipenseridae
Product: nuclear factor 1 B-type-like
Exons: 13
Coding region: 462-2273 (603 amino acids)
Biological process (GO): regulation of transcription by RNA polymerase II
Cellular component (GO): nucleus
Molecular function (GO): RNA polymerase II cis-regulatory region sequence-specific DNA binding; DNA-binding transcription factor activity, RNA polymerase II-specific
Source: RefSeq, a predicted model, not a curated record